AUGAUAAAUGUAUGGAGAAUAGAUUUUAUUAAUAAUCAAUUAACAUUUCUCUAUUCUUUAUAAAAACAUUCUAGAUCUGUCAACUAAUUAAGUUUAAAUGAAUCAGAAAGACUAUUGGUUUCAUGUGGAUAUGAUACAUUAAUAAUAAUUUGGUAAAAAGAUGCAAAUAAUAAGUGGACUUUUUAGUAAGUUGUUAAUUACAAUUAAUAAUCAAUUCAAGAUAGUGUGGCUCAUGUUAAAUUCAUAAAGGAAGAUUAAUUCAUAUUGUUACCUUAUAAAUUCAAUUGUUUAUACGUAUUUUAACAAAAAGAUGGUUAAUUUCAAGAAAUAAUAGAGAAGAAAGUUUAAUUUAAAAAAAAUAGCGAGGGAUAUGUAAAUUAAUCAUUCUUCCCUAUAAUAUACAUUAAGGAUAAAAAUUUAAUAUGUUUGAGACAUAUAAACCAUAUUAUGUUACUCAAAGAACAAAAUGAUGGAUAAUUGUAAAUUGUUUAGGAAUUAGAUUGCCAAUAUUGGAAUAUAUAUGGAACAGUAACAAACAAUGGAUAAUAUUUAAUAUAUUGGGGAGAAAAGAAGUAUAAAUAUGAGAUAUAUGAAAUAUAGUAUAAAUGA
Paramecium primaurelia is the source of this 609-nucleotide messenger RNA. Lineage: Eukaryota; Ciliophora; Oligohymenophorea; Peniculida; Parameciidae. The record is from the annotation of a GenBank genome assembly.